UCUACAGCAGUGGCCAAGAAGCCCUCAACAAAAGUGACCAUGCGCUCAGUAAAUGGAGGGCCUGCUCACAUACCUUGUCCAAGUAAAGAUUCUGAGAGAGAAGUGGAGGUACGUCUGCUGCAGUUGGAAUGUGAUGAACGAAGAACCAGGCUUGGUUGUCUAAAGGAGGGUCUAAUGGGUCAAAAGCCAAGUGAUAUAGAGCAUUUGCUUAAACAGUCUCAGAAGGAGCUGCUAUGGCUACAGAGACAGCUGUCAUUCAUCUCCAAUGGUGGUCCACCCUGCAUCUUAUCCCCAAACAAGUUCCGAAAUGAUCUCCAGUGCCUGCCACCAUCUGUGCAACACCGAGCAUACAACCAGAUCCAUCUCCUAGAGGAGAAAACUCGAUCCAUAAAAGCCGAUGUCUCUUCGGUAUAUCCAGAGAAGGUUCAGUGGAGAUUUCUGGAAGAUGAAUUAAAAGAUGCUGUACAAGACAAGAAUCGCCUAAGCCUUCAGUAUGCCAGCCUAUCCCACAGGGCCUUGCAGUAUGACCAGGUGAAGUUGGACUAUGAGCAGCUUCGAGAAACCCUCAUUAUAGUCACCAAAGAAAGAGAUUUGGCUGUGAAGGAGAAGUACCAGCUCCAAGCCAAACUGGAGAACCUAGAGCAGGUCCUAACGCAUAUGCGAGAGGCUGCAGAGCGGCGGCAACAUCUGGAAUUGGAGCAUGACCAAGCCUUGGCUGUUCUCCAUGCAAAACAGCAGGAGAUUGAGCUUCUGCAGAAGGCCCAGGUCGAAGCCAAGAAAGAACAUGAGGGUGCAGUUCAGCUGUUAGAGAACACUUUGGACAGCAUGCAGGCCAAGGUCCGCGAGCUAGAAGAGAAAUGUCGGAUUCAGAGUGAACAAUUCAAUCUUCUCUCCCGAGAGCUGGAAAAGUUUCGUCACGAAGCUGGAAAAUUUGACUUGUUGAGUGGUAACGCUGUCUGUAAUUCUGAUGUACACAUUUCCCAUAAUAAGACUCUCACCCAGUUAAUGAAUGGAAUAGCCACCACUAUUAGGAAAGGACAUGAAAGUACCACAGGUAGUCGGUCUUUAAUUUCUGAAUUUAUCCGCCCUCUUCAAAUCACAGGAGACAAGCCGGAGCAACUAUCCGUAAAGCCCAUUUUCCUGUCAAGAUCCCGAUCUGGCAGCCCAAGGCACAGGUUUGAAUCAGAUAUGGAUAAUGAACAGAAUACGAAUACCUCAAAGCAAAGAUACUCUGGGAAAGUCCACCUUUGUAUUGCACGUUACAGUUAUAAUCCCUUUGAUGGACCAAAUGAAAACCCUGAGGCGGAACUUCCCCUGGUGGCAGGAAAAUACCUCUAUGUAUAUGGAGAUAUGGAUGAGGAUGGGUUUUAUGAAGGGGAGCUGCUGGAUGGCCAGAGAGGGCUUGUACCUUCAAAUUUUGUGGAUUUUGUGCAAAACGAUGAGUUUCAUGUGCCGAGCACUUUGACCAGUGAACAGGAAGAGAAUUUUCUCAAUCACUCAGCCCCUCUUCUUCAUGGGGAACACAAACUGGAGAUCACACCGCCCAUUCACAUAGAGUCCAGUGUGCUGAACAAUGGCACAGGGACCAUGGAUGUGAACAUUGAUGAGAUUGGAGAAGACAUUGUGCCUUAUCCUCGAAAAAUAACCCUUAUCAAACAACUCGCCAAAAGUGUUAUUGUGGGUUGGGAGCCACCACUAGUGCCACCGGGCUGGGGUCCCAUCCACAGUUAUAAUGUCUUGGUGGGAAAAGAAGUCCGUGCAUCUUUGAAUUUUGGGAGUAGAACCAAAAGUCUUAUUGAGAAACUAGAUCUCGCCACAGUUACCUAUCGCAUAUCGAUCCAGACAGUCACGGAUCGAGGCAACUCAGAUGAACUGCAGUGCACAUUGUUAGUUGGGAAGGAUGUAAUUGUAGCACCUUCUUAUCUCAAAGUAGACAACAUCACUCCAAUGUCUGCUGAACUCAGCUGGCUCCCAAGCAACAGCAAUUAUAGCCAUGUCAUUUUCCUAAAUGAUGAGGAAUUUGACAUUGUUAAGGCUGCAAGUUAUAAGUAUAAUUUUAUGAACUUAAAGUCCAAUGCAACAUACAAAGUAAAACUUCUGGCAAAGCCUCACCAGAUGCCAUGGCAGCUCCCUCUGGAACAGAGGGAACGAAAGGAAGCAUAUGCAGAAUUUACUACUCAUCCUUUAGGUCCCCCUGUUCCACCUGAAGAUGUUUCUGUGCAUCCUGGGCCUACACCAAUUACGCUGCUAGUUACAUGGAGACCACCAGUGCUGUCACCAACAGGAACCUCCAAUGGAGCAAAUGUCACUGGAUUUUCUGUGUAUGCAAAGGGACAAAAGGUGGCAGAGGUGGUGUUCCCUGCUGCAGAGAACAUUGUGGUGGAUCUCAUCAAAGUACUUAAUCUAGAUGCCAAGGAAGUUACAGUGAGAACCUUGUCAGCACAAGGGGAAUCUGAUGACUCCCAUAUUGCUUAUAUUCCACCUGAAUUACUGGUGCCUCCAACACUUCAACAACACACAAGGACUAUGCCCAAAUGCAAGCCAUUAUCAAGUGCUGGUGUACCAGAUACCAAAGAUGAACAUAUAUGUCCUCAUGGGAAAAUGGAUGAGUCUUGGGAACAUCAUCAUUCAGUAUCCCCAGUGCAUGUGCAUUCCUUGGAACCUCCAACAUCAAAUUUUCACACUUCAGGUCAUGGUAGAAGGUCACCUUCCCCACAAAGAAUUCUACCACAGCCACAAGGUGCACCCAUAUCAAAUACAAUGGCCAAAGCAAUGGCAAGAGAAGCAGCACAAAGAGUUGCAGAGAGCAACAGGAAUGAGAAGAGGAACCUGUUCAGUGAACGAAGCAAUGCAAUACAGUAUGCUAACUCAGAUGAUGAAGAGGAUGGUUAUGACUCUCCACACAUUAAAAGAAAAGGAGCUUCUGUUGAUGAAUUCCUAAAAGGCUCAGAGCUUGGGAAACAACCACACUAUUGCCCUGAUGAUGAAUACCACACAGAAAGCAGCAGAGGCUCAGAUUUAUCUGACAUCUUGGAAGAAGAUGAAGAGGAGCUUUACUCAGAAAUGCAGCUUGAAGAUGGCGGCAGGAGGCGAAGUGUCACCUCUCAUAACACCCUUAAGUGUUCUAAGACUAAGGCCACAGAAUCUGCUUUAAAGGAGCAGCUGGACAUUUCCCCUCAGCAUCCUCACAGUAAAAAACUGUUCAGUAUUCCUGAAGUUGCAGAGGAAGAAAGUGGAGAACACUCAGAGCUCUUGCACAGAGGGCAUUCUGUAGGCAAGGCGUAUAGAGCCAGAGGAAAUGUAGCUAGAACUAAUAGGGUGCCAAGGGCUAGUAGUCAAGAUGGGCGACACCAGAGCCCAUGGCAUUUCUCUAAGUGUAGGUUUAAUGGGGCCGCUCCAUAUUCAGAUGAUUUUACAUGUGAAGGGAGCAAGCUUGGACCUCUCUCCAGGAGCCCAGACAGCGGCUUGGAUUGUGGAAGCGAAGAAGAAGAAGCCCGUUACCAUUUCAGGAAAGGCUGCAGCACCGUUGCUAGAAAUGCCACACAUGAGCCCCAACCAAAUACCGUAUGUUCUAGAGACCCAAAGCAAAUGUUUGCACGCAGGAAAACCCUCACCAGGCAAAGCAGCGUGGAGGAGGAUUUUGGUGAUUUGAGCUCAGACGUUAUAGAUAACACAAGUGCUUGCAAGUGCCACAUUGAAAACCAUGAACUGCCGCCAUGUGUCAGGGAAUUUACUAACGGAGACUAUGCAUGCGGGAAAACAGACGUAUGUAAGAAAAACUGUAGGAGAUCAGUUCUAAGUCCAACUCGCAGAGACACGGAAAAACCUCUGCUUCUAGGUAAUCACCCUGGCUUGGGAAGAAUGGAGAGAGCGGAUCACCCUGUACAUCGGUUCUCACAUGGUAGUACAGUGCCACAAAGACAGCGACCUAUGAUGGUUCCAUCUAUUGAAAUUACAAUGGACAGUAACAGUGAAGGUGGCCGUUCUCGGUCAGGUAGUGAGGGAAAUAUUUCACCUGUAAAAGAAGAAGCUUAUUAUCGCAGCAUUGGAGGACACAGGAGGUGGUCUCCCCACCGUACCAGGGCUUCUGACGAUAGAUACGAUAGUUAUGGCAGCCGAGAGCAGAUUUCGUCUGAAAUGUAUGAAGAAUCAGAAACAGAUGGUGGGAUGGAGGAUUAUCCUGCAAGAAUAUUUGUGGCACUUUUUGACUAUGACCCAAGAACAAUGUCCCCGAAUCCAGAUGCUGCAGAAGAAGAACUUCCCUUUAAGGAGGGCCAGAUAAUUAAGGUUUAUGGUGAUAAAGACUCUGAUGGUUUUUACCAUGGCGAAAGUUGUGGGAGAUCUGGCUAUAUCCCCUGUAAUAUGGUCUCUGAAAUUCAAGCUGAUGAUGAGGAAAUGAUGGAUCAGCUUCUUAAACAAGGAUUUCUGCCACUGAAUACUCCUGUGGAAAAAAUUGAGCGAAACAGGAGAAGUGGGAGGCAGCACUCAGUGUCCACGAGGAGAAUGGUGGCGUUGUAUGACUACGACCCAAGGGAAAGCUCACCUAAUGUUGAUGUUGAGGCUGAGUUAACCAUUUGCACAGGAGAUAUCAUUACUGUUUUUGGUGAGAUUGAUGAAGAUGGGUUUUACUAUGGUGAACUGAAUGGACACAAAGGCCUUGUCCCUUCUAACUUUCUGGAAGAAGUGCCUGAUGAUGUUGAAGUCUACGUUUCUGAUGCACCAUCUCGAUACCCUCCAGAUACACCAAUUCGGACAAAAGUUAAAAGAGUCCCUUCCGAGAACACAAGUACACCCAGAAGAGCACCUUCUCCAACAGUCCAUCUUCAUUCUGUGUCUCCACCAUCUUCUAUGGGCACUGGGAGCCCAAUGAGAAGCAGAGAACGAUCUUCAAAGAAGAAAAAAGGUCUACUUUCCAAAGGGAAAAAACUAUUAAAAAAACUUGGGGCAGUCAAAUGAGUUAUCUGAGUAAUCAUAACAGUUCACCAACUAAAGUGUAAGGCAAUCUAUAGCCUGGCAGUUUUAAACGGCAACUAAUAAAUAAAUAAAUCAACAGGAGAACCCUUAAAUCCUCAAACUAGCUUAAAAUAACAAUUGGGAGAUGGCUUUAUGUGUGAUAAUGUCCCUUACAGGAAUUACAACCUGAAGGAAAAGUACAAAAACAAUGGCUGGCCCAAUACUGAAGCUACUAGUUUAUAUGCAGCCUUGAUGUUUUUGCCUUACUUGAUGCACAAUGAUUUGUAAUGUUCAAUAUAUGUACAGAUUAUAUUCUUUGUAGGUUUUGUGUGCAUCCAGUCGUAUUCUAAUUGUAAUAUUUGUGAUUGAAGAGGUCACUGACUGACCAGUUGAACCUUUACAUAAAUGGAAAAUCCAGAAUGAUAUAUUCUCUGAUUUUCAUGUAUAGUCCAGUCAGCCCUUUGUCCAUUGUUAUGAAUGACCCGCAGUCAUGAACUGGUAUUAUUCACAGCCAAGUCAAUUACUUUCCAUUAAUCCAUACAACCUAAUGUGAUAAUACCACCACUUCUACUAAUUUCAGAUUGGCCUCCUCAACUGUAUCAUCACUGCAAAAAUUCCUGUGACUAUUUUAUAUAUCCAUUUGUAAGUUGUUUUUACUCUUUAUACAUGAUUUUCAGACUGCCUUGUUUUGUAAGAUGAAGGUUUACAAUUAAACGCUCCCCUCAUAGUGUAUUCAAGUGUACAUAUAUUGUGCUAGAGUUAUAAAAAUUAAAUUAUUGGCCUAAAUGUGAUUAAAGUGUUGUGUGGGCGUGUGCAUGUGUACA
Nanorana parkeri is the source of this 5777-nucleotide messenger RNA. It is a transcript of the gene RIMBP2, whose product is annotated as RIMS binding protein 2. NCBI's taxonomy places the organism in Eukaryota, Metazoa, Chordata, Amphibia, Anura, Dicroglossidae. Gene Ontology annotation, molecular function: protein binding. The record is from RefSeq and is a predicted model, not a curated record. The transcript has 26 exons. The coding region runs from base 40 to 4956 and encodes 1638 amino acids. Gene Ontology annotation, biological process: neuromuscular synaptic transmission.